Phodopus roborovskii (desert hamster) is the source of this 1115-nucleotide messenger RNA. RefSeq names its product tectorin beta (gene Tectb). The transcript has 9 exons. Gene Ontology annotation, cellular component: cell surface. The record is from RefSeq and is a predicted model, not a curated record. Lineage: Eukaryota; Metazoa; Chordata; Mammalia; Rodentia; Cricetidae. The coding region runs from base 1 to 1029 and encodes 342 amino acids.
AUGACCUCGGCGGAGAACACUGGAGGCCAGGGGCCCGGAGGAGACGGGAGUGUUCGGCCUGUUUGGUUUGGCCACCUGGCAGAAUUUAGCUCCUGGGACGCAAUGGUGGUGAGGGCCCUCAUCCUGCUGGUGCUCUUUGCGGAAGCCUCGGCGAAGUCAUGCAUUCCGAAUAAAGCAGAUGUCAUCCUUGUAUUUUGUUACCCCAAAACCAUCAUCACUAAAAUCCCUGAGUGUCCCUAUGGAUGGGAAGUACAUCAGCUGGCGCUCGGGGGAAUGUGCUACAACGGGGUCCAUGAAGGAGGUUACUACCAGUUUGUGAUCCCAGAUCUGUCCCCUAAGAACAGGUCCUACUGCGGAACCCAGUCAGAGUACAAGCCUCCCAUCUACCACUUCUACAGUCACAUCGUGUCCAACGACAGCACAGUGAUUGUAAAGAACCAGCCUGUCAACUACUCCUUCUCCUGCACCUACCACUCUACUUACCUGGUGAACCAGGCUGCUUUUGACCAGAGAGUGGCCACUGUUCAUGUCAAGAACGGGAGCAUGGGCACAUUUGAAAGCCAGUUGUCUCUCAACUUCUACACUAAUGCCAAGUUUUCCACCAAGAGAGAAGCCCCUUUCAUUCUGGAGACUUCGGAAAUCGGUUCAGACCUGUUCACAGGAGUGGAAGCCAAAGGGCUAAGCACCCGGUUUAAAGUGGUCCUGAACAGCUGUUGGGCCACCCCCUCGGCUGACUUCAUGUACCCCUUGCAGUGGCAGCUGAUCAACAAGGGCUGCCCCGCCGAUGAAACAGUCUUCGUGCAUGAGAACGGCAAGGAUCACAGGGCAACUUUCCAAUUCAAUGCCUUCCGGUUCCAGAACAUCCCCAAACUCUCCAAGGUUUGGUUACACUGUGAGACCUUCAUCUGUGACAGUGAGAAGCUUUCCUGCCCAGUGAACUGCGACAAACGGAAGCGUAUGCUACGUGAGCAGACAGGGGGUGUCCUGGUGGUGGAACUGUCCUUGCAGAGUAAGCGGGUUGCCCGAUAGUCAUGUGCACUCUGGGCUGUGCCCACAGGCACGGCAGGUUUGAGCAUUUUGAUUGAAUUGUCAAACCAGGCGUGCCUGUGGACACA